Messenger RNA from Leptonychotes weddellii (Weddell seal), 555 nucleotides. The record is from RefSeq and is a predicted model, not a curated record. Lineage: Eukaryota; Metazoa; Chordata; Mammalia; Carnivora; Phocidae.
UAUUAGCUCAGCAAAGCUGGAUGAAGAAUUUGAAAAAAAAUUCAACAGCCUCCCUCAAUAUAGUCCUGUUACAUUUGACCGGAAAUGCGUACCUGUCCCAAGGAAAAAGAAGAAGACUGGAAACAUGUCCUCAGAACCGACUAAAACCAGCAAAGGUCCUUUCCAGUCUCAGAAAAAGAACUUAUUCCACAAAAUUGUCAGCAAAUAUAAGCACAAAAAGGAGAAGCCUAAUGUUCCGGAAAAAGGAAGUGGGGAUAAAUGGUCAAACAAGCAACUCUUCUUGGAUGCCAUUCACCCUACAGAAGCCAUAUUUUCAGAAGACAAGAACACCACAGAGCCUGCUCAUAAGGUUAAAAAUGCCCUAUCCAUUCCCAACACUCCAGAGCCAACAACAACACAAGAACCCUUGGUGGGCAGCCAAAAGAGAAAAGCAAGAAAAACCAAGAUCACCCACCUUGUCAGAACAGCAGAUGGCCGGGUAUCACCAGCAGGAGGUACUUUGGGUAAGAAGAGGAAGCUUUAGAUGAGAGAGAACCAGAGCAAGGUGAUGACUGU